Messenger RNA from Aspergillus mulundensis, 675 nucleotides. RefSeq lists its product as uncharacterized. The record is from RefSeq and is a predicted model, not a curated record. Bases 1 to 675 code for a protein of 224 amino acids. The transcript has a single exon. NCBI's taxonomy places the organism in Eukaryota, Fungi, Ascomycota, Eurotiomycetes, Eurotiales, Aspergillaceae.
AUGAACCUCCACUCCGCCCUCUACUACACCGCCAUCCUCUUCGGCGCCCUCAUAGGCGCGUACACAGGCUGGUCCUCUUCAGACAGCGACUACGAGCUAAAUACCGCCGCCGCGCCGAAAUUCCUCACAUACAUCCACGACAAGAUCCCCAGCUUCCGGAUCCCGGUCCCGCUUCCAAGCGCGCUCACGAACAUCCUGUCUAAGAAAGACCGCACCCUCCUUGUUGGAUAUACGCACGGCUUUAAAUUCGAGUAUAGGACGGCCGACCUGAAUCGUCUUAGCCGGUCGCAGCGGGAUACAGCCCUUGCUGCGGUGAAGGUGUAUUUUGAGACACAUACGGGCGAGGAAAUCGAUAAGGCCAUUGCGGAGGGGGAUGCGCUGGCGCUUGCAACGGCUGCCGAGGCUAAACGUGGACAGGUGGGUGUUGGGGUUUCUUGGACGGCGGGGAGUAGGACGGCGUGUCUUAAGCUUAAUGAUCAGUGGGGAGCGACUAAGAAAUGGGGGCCGUUGGAGGGGUACAUGAAGAUUACGCGCGAGGAAAACUUUAAUAAUGAGAUGUAUUGUGGCCCGACCUUUACGUUAACGAUUUUGAGCAAGCAGUUUGAUAUUGUUGACAAGUCGAAGGAGAAGGGGAAGGCGGAGAAGGAGGGGGAGAAGGUUGAUCGCAAGCUCUGA